AUAAAUAAUACAUUAAUUUCUUAUUUUCUUUUUCCUUUUUUUUUUCCUUCUUUUUCACCAACCACACACAAUGACCAUUUACUAUACAUUAACCUUUGGUAUUCUAGUCACUGAGAUGAUUCUCUUUGGCCUUAUUGUCCUACCUCUACCUUCUCGUUGGCGCCAUGCUAUGCUUAGCUUUGCUUUACACUCUCCUCAGAUGGAAAAAGCCAUGUAUGCCCUCAAGAUCGUGUUUGGAUUCAUUUUCGUUUUAUUCAUUGAUACCAUCAAUCGUCUUCAACGUAUCGAAGCUGAGGCCAAUGCAGAACAACAGCAUCAUCAUGACUACAACUACGAAACUAGUCUUAAAGCAAAGAAAUUCUAUUCCCAAAGAAACUUAUACCUCACUGGAUUUACCCUUUUCCUUUCCUUGAUCUUGGAGAGAACGAGUGCGCUUGUAUUGGAAUUAGCCAAACGUGAAGAAGAAUUGAAGAGUGCCAAGAAUCAGACUGCCGAGAUUACCAAAGGACAAAAGCGUUUAAUUGAUAUGGAAGAUGAUUACAAGAAGCAAGUUGAAGUUUUGAAUGUUCAAAUUAGAGAAUUAAAACGCCAAAAUUUGGAUUAUGACACCUUAAAGAAGCAAGCUGAGCAACAGCAAAAGGAAUUUGACCGAUUGGCUACUGAAUACAACAAACUCGAAAGUACACUAAAGGAAGGUGAAUCAAAAAAAGACAUUUAAAUGAAUAUACCAAGUAUGUAUGUCUUCCCUUGGAUGCUCAAAAAUAAGCUCAUUGCAUCUGAUUUACAAAUAAAUAAAAACCCAGUUUCUUGACAGCGCUUGGCGUACAACCUUGGCAUAAUUUGAAGAUAUCAAAUUACAUAAACAUAG
Rhizopus microsporus ATCC 52813 is the source of this 868-nucleotide messenger RNA. RefSeq names its product putative endoplasmic reticulum protein. The transcript is spliced from 8 exons. Gene Ontology annotation, biological process: endoplasmic reticulum to Golgi vesicle-mediated transport; intracellular protein transport. The record is from RefSeq and is a predicted model, not a curated record. Gene Ontology annotation, cellular component: endoplasmic reticulum membrane; endoplasmic reticulum. Bases 71 to 718 code for a protein of 215 amino acids. NCBI's taxonomy places the organism in Eukaryota, Fungi, Mucoromycota, Mucoromycetes, Mucorales, Rhizopodaceae.